Messenger RNA from Folsomia candida, 1354 nucleotides. RefSeq lists its product as uncharacterized. The record is from RefSeq and is a predicted model, not a curated record. Bases 256 to 771 code for a protein of 171 amino acids. The transcript has 4 exons. Lineage: Eukaryota; Metazoa; Arthropoda; Collembola; Entomobryomorpha; Isotomidae.
UUAAAACUAUGUGCAAAUGGAUAACAUCCUUACUGAAUGGUCUCUUAAUGACGGGACACUCGAAGAUUCAUGUCCAUGCAGUUUUAUUUCGUCGGUAGACCAAUAUUCCAAGAAAAAACCUGGUAAAACAUUCCAUCGUUUUGUAUUUAACAUCUAAAUACUUCCUCAGGUUUGAUUCAGUUGUAUGUAGCUCGGUUGUAUGUGAAGUAUAGUGUACGCAUCCUUCAUAAUUUGCACGUUUUCCUACUCGUUGCCAUGGCCAGUCCUGCCACUACUAUCAAUAUAAUUGAUAAAGUGCGAACCCGUCCAGCACUGGGGAGGAAGUGCAAGCUUGUCUCAAAUGAAGGUCCGCCUAAUAAAAUACGUGUCACAAAGGGUCAACCAGAUCGGUCAGGGUCAGACCUAAAAUGUCAGAAAUGGAUAUCUUCUGCCCCAUGUGAAACUUCUGAAAAAGUGGAAUCAGGGUUAGGUUCUAAUUCUACAAGGAGUAUUUUUUCUGAAAGAUUUCUGGCCGAAAUUAAAGCCAAAGGGGGCGAAAACUCAACAGAAUUUUCAAUGCCAAAUUUAACGGAUUUCUCGCAUUUGCAUAAAGUUGACGAGCUACGCACCACUUUUGUAAAAUCUGCACAAACAAAAUUUACCAACUCGCAGCUUGUUCAAGCUCGCGAUGAGUUGGUGCAUCUGAAGGCGUCACGACCCCAAAAGUGGACUCGAUGGAUGCUUGCAGCCCCAAGUGCGACGCUUAUUAUUCAAGAUUUGUUCGGUGUUUGAGAUUUGUAUGUAAUUAUGACCAUGUGCAAUUUUACUUCUUGCAUCUCCAAUUAAAAAACUUACUCUAUUUAUGCAAACAUUUUAACAGCCAUUUUACCACCGUUUAGAAAAUAAAACUUUGUAAGUUGAUUUGUACUCUCUUAACUUUGUUAACAGAUAUGUAUAAAUUUUUAACUUUGUAAGUUAACAGAUUUUGUACAUAAUCUAAUUUCUUAAAUAAUAUUUAACUAAAUAUAUGUGGUCCGUGGGUAUUUUUUUAAUUCCUGCCUUUGAAAGACAAAAAGCCCCAAAUUGUUUUUUUGACGUGGGUUUGGAAACUUUUAAAAGGAUCGUGGGCGGAAUUCAUGCUACAUUUUAAGGUAGGGAAUUUUUGAUGUGACUAAAGGCAAUUGCCAAGAAGAUGCAAGGAGCAAAUUUCACGCAUUGGAACAAAUUAGGAACAUCACAUUCACGACGACGGUAUAUGGUAAUCUCGAGUUAUCGAAGUCCAUAUGACGCUGAGACGGUCUCCGUGACAUAUUAUGUAAUUAUCUGAUUUGUGAUCAAAUCCGAAAUGCGGACAAAAUAAAAUAAAACAUUAUAU